Messenger RNA from Prorocentrum cordatum, 495 nucleotides. NCBI's taxonomy places the organism in Eukaryota, Dinophyceae, Prorocentrales, Prorocentraceae. The record is from the annotation of a GenBank genome assembly.
AGGGACCCCGCCAGGGCGCUGCGACGUGCCCCCGCCAGGGCCCCCCCGCGGCCGCGGCGGCGCGCGGCCCGCCACGGUAUGCGCCUGCCGGGCCUGCCCAGGGCGAGGCCGGAGGCCGUCGGCCUCGACGGCCACGGGCUGCGCGCCCACUCGAAGGCGAACCAGCGGCAGGUGCGCCGUGGCCUGCAGCGCGGCGUGGCCGAGUGCGUCCUGAAGGACAACAGGCUCGUGUUCACCGACGUUCGAGGCAAGCAGGAUGUCGAGCAUGGAACUCCAAUGACCGACAGAUCCCUCAUCCGGUGCUACUCCAUCACCAAGCCGAUCACGGCGUUCGCCUUGCUGGCCCUGUGGGAAGAGGGUAAGCUGGGGCUCGGCGACCCGGUGGCGAAGUACAUCCCCGAGUUCGCGCAGAUGCGUGUGGCCUCGAAGCGGCACAAGCCCGCCCGCGCCCGCCGGCCGAUCACCCUGCGGCACCUGGUGACCCACACCUCAGGC